This is a messenger RNA of Thrips palmi, 1547 nucleotides long. RefSeq names its product cyclin-dependent kinase-like 1. NCBI's taxonomy places the organism in Eukaryota, Metazoa, Arthropoda, Insecta, Thysanoptera, Thripidae. The transcript has 8 exons. The coding region runs from base 243 to 1406 and encodes 387 amino acids. Gene Ontology annotation, cellular component: nucleus. Gene Ontology annotation, molecular function: cyclin-dependent protein serine/threonine kinase activity; ATP binding. The record is from RefSeq and is a predicted model, not a curated record. Gene Ontology annotation, biological process: protein phosphorylation.
GCGGAGCUCGAGCAGCAACUCGACGGACUGGUCGCGCACCGAGUGGGCGAGUGGAGGGGAUUGAUUGGCAACGCGGCGCAACGCGGCCAGUGGACACGCGCCUCGCGCAAACAGCAGCUAGCGCGCUAGCCCGCUAGCCAGUCACCUGUGGCCGCCCCGCUAGUGCACAUCUAUGGCCCCGACGGUCACCUCGGCUGGGGACCGCGCGAGGAGUCAUCUCCGGGACCUCCGGGACGGGCUUGAUGGAGAAAUGGCUGACUGAGCGACGCCUGUGGCUGUUCGGCAACCACCUGCCGCUGCUGCCGCGCAGGCCGCGCGCUCCGGCGCGCACCAUGGAGCGCUACGAGAAGCUGGCCAAGCUGGGCGAGGGCAGCUACGGCGUCGUCUUCAAGUGCCGCCACCGCGACACCGGCCAGACCGUCGCCAUCAAGAAGUUCGUCGAGUCCGAGGAGGACCCCCUGAUCCGCAAGAUCGCGCUACGCGAGAUAAGACUGCUCAAGAACCUCAAGCACCCGAACCUAGUAAACCUCCUGGAAGUAUUCCGACGGAAAAGAAAGCUGCACCUCGUGUUCGAGUUCUGCGACCACACCGUCCUAGACGAGCUCCAGAAAUACCCUCAGGGCUGCCCCGAGGCCUUGACGCAGAGCCUGGUCUGGCAGACGCUGCAAGGCGUGGCCUACUGCCACCAGCACGGCUGCAUCCACAGGGACGUCAAGCCCGAGAACAUCCUGCUCACGGCCAACGGCGUCGUCAAGCUCUGCGACUUCGGCUUCGCGCGCAUGAUGAGCCCGGGCGAGAACUACACCGACUACGUGGCCACCCGGUGGUACCGCGCCCCCGAGCUGCUAGUCGGCGACACCCAGUACGGUCCCCCGGUGGACGUGUGGGCCGUGGGCUGCGUGUUCGCCGAGCUCGUCCGCGGGGAGGCCCUGUGGCCGGGCGCCUCCGACGUGGACCAGCUGUUCCUCAUCCGCAAGAACCUGGGCGACCUGUCCCCGCGACACAUGCAGGUGUUCCGCGCCAACGAGUUCUUCAGGGGCGUCACGCUGCCGCAGCCCGACUUCGUGGAGCCGCUGGAGAACCGCCUGCCCAAGCAGGCCGGCGCCAUGGCCAUCGACUUCCUCAAGCGCUGUGUGGACAAGGAGCCGGACCGAAGGUGGACGUGCGAGCGCCUGCUGCGGCACGUGUACUUCCACAACUUCCACUGCCCCCUGCCGGCCGAGGAGCUGCGGGAGUUCGAGAAGCUCAAGCUGCUGCGAGACCGGAGUCGAAACUCGACCACGAGCACGGCCUCCACCAUGCUGCCCCACCUGGCCAGCAGCACUCAGAGCAGCACGAGCGCCACCUCACCAGAGCAGAGCAGCAGCCAGUCGCUUGCCCAGGGGGACCACCUGCCCGUCAUCUGACCAACAGAAAGGCAGCCAACAGUGUCUGGCCUGGCGCAGAACUAAUUUCGAGCCUGUGAUACAUAUGUCAGCGGUCCGAGGGGGAUAGAACAAAGAGCUGUACAGAAAAUAAAUAUUUAUUUUUAUGGCGACAUGUCAAAA